AUGGUGUGGAAGUCAAUAUGGAAAUUGGAUGUAACCCCCGUGACUAAGAUGUUUCUAUGGCGUGCAUGUAACGAGGCGCUUUCCACCAUGGCUAAUCUGAAAAGGAGGAAGUUAGUGGAAGAUAAUUCAUGUCUGAUUUGUACACAGGAAGCUGAAACUACUGGCCAUGUGCUAUGGGGUUGCAAUGCGGCUAAAGAUGUGUGGAAUCAAGGUGCUAGAAAGGUGCAAAAAAUGUCCCACCACAAUGACAUUUUCUUUGAUAUAUGGUCAGUAAUGGUAGACACACUUGAUCCACCUGAUCUUAAUGAGACUAAAGUAGAACUUCUAGCCUACAAUGAGGUCUUACAAGAAUCACAAGAAGCAAGUGUCAAGGUUCAAGCAGAGGUCCACAAUUGGAAAAAACCUGAGGAAGAGUGGCUCAAGGUCAACUGGGAUGCGGCUGUAAACUCGGGGGAGGGGAGAAUAGGAAUUGGAGUUCUUAUCAAGGACCAUAAUGGCCUAGUCAUUAGAGCCCUUCAUGUUAAUAGGUCUCUGAAAGGAAAUCCGUUUGAUGCUGAAGCGUAUGGCUUACUCAUAGCAGUUGUCUUCUGUAGAGAGCUUGGUCUGCAGCAGCUAUGCGUUGAAGGGGACUCAAAACAAGUAGUGGACUUAAUGAAAAAUCACACUACGAACUGGAGCAUGGGUGGAUGCCUUAUAGGCGACGCAAGACAAGUGCUAGACUCCUUUACUCACUGGACAGUUUCACAUGUAUUUCAAGAGGCAAAUUCGGCAGCACACUGCCUAGCAAAUGAUGCUCUUGGACGCUUAGAAGAUCUUUAUGACAUUGAAAUAUGCCCACCUUGUAUUUUCUCUAUUGUUGCCAAGGAAAUGUUGUAA
Juglans microcarpa x Juglans regia is the source of this 876-nucleotide messenger RNA. RefSeq lists its product as uncharacterized. Bases 1 to 876 code for a protein of 291 amino acids. The transcript has 2 exons. NCBI's taxonomy places the organism in Eukaryota, Viridiplantae, Streptophyta, Magnoliopsida, Fagales, Juglandaceae. Gene Ontology annotation, molecular function: nucleic acid binding; RNA-DNA hybrid ribonuclease activity. The record is from RefSeq and is a predicted model, not a curated record.